Messenger RNA from Nematolebias whitei (Rio pearlfish), 2376 nucleotides. RefSeq names its product peter pan homolog (gene ppan). Bases 186 to 1922 code for a protein of 578 amino acids. Gene Ontology annotation, molecular function: rRNA binding. The record is from RefSeq and is a predicted model, not a curated record. The transcript is spliced from 12 exons. NCBI's taxonomy places the organism in Eukaryota, Metazoa, Chordata, Actinopteri, Cyprinodontiformes, Rivulidae. Gene Ontology annotation, biological process: ribosomal large subunit assembly; rRNA processing. Gene Ontology annotation, cellular component: preribosome, large subunit precursor.
CACGGACCUAUUAGUGUGUUACACCGUGAGAGUACCAUGUGGAAGGAUUGGCGAGUAGAAGUUUCCCGUUUUACUGUAGAUUUUGCUGCAACAAUGAACAUAACCUAAUUUAACUUACGUGUACUUUCGCAAAAAUUAUUGUGAGUUUUUCAAAGAAUUUUAUCAGCGUUGCGUCGAGUUAAAUCAUGGGGAAAUCAAAGACCAAAACUCAGAAGAAAGCCCGAGAAGAAGCCCACCAGGUGGCAGAGCAUGCGUACAGAUCUGUGCCCCACUCUUUCGUCUUUCACCGGGGUCAGAUUGGGAAAAACGUCGGUCAGCUCGUCAUGGACAUGCGGAGAGUCAUGCAGCCCUUCACCGCAGAGUCGCUGAAGGUUCGAAAAAGGAAUGUCCUUAAAGAUUUUGCAUCAGUAGCAGGACCGCUGGGAGUGUCACACUUUAUCAUCUUUGGUAAAACUCCCAACAGUGUCACCAUGAGAGUUACUCGACUUCCCAAAGGUCCCAUGCUUUAUUUCAAAGUCCUUAAGUAUUCUCUCGUCAAAGACGUGAUUUCGUCUCUGAAGAAGCACAGGAUGCACGAGCAGCAGUUCACACACCAUCCACUACUUAUCCUCAGCAACUUCGGAAUGGAUGGCAUGCACGUCAAACUGAUGGCCACCAUGUUCCAGCACAUGUUUCCUUCAAUAAACGUUCAAAGGGUUAAUCUAAACGACAUCAAGAGGUGUGUGCUGCUUCAUUUCAACUCGGAGUCCCAAGAAAUACAAUUUCGACAUUACAGCCUGAAGGUUGUUCCUGUCGGGAUGAGCCGAGGCGUAAAGAAGCUGAUGCUGGAGAGGUUCCCCAAUAUGAACAAGUUUGAGGACAUCAGUGAGCUGCUCAUGAAGGGAGCAAAUCUUUCAGAAAGUGAAGCUGAACCGGACGGAGAUUACAACAUAACUGAACUUCCACAAAUCUACUCUGGAAGGGGCAACAUGGCGUCACAGCAGAGCGCCGUCCGUUUGACCGAAGUUGGUCCUCGUAUGACUCUGCAGCUGAUAAAGAUUCAGGAGGGGAUGGGCGACGGGAACAUUCUUUACCACUCCUUGAUAACCAAGACGGAGGAAGAAAUACAGGAGAUCCUGAAAAGAAAAGAAGCCCAGGUUAAAAAAAAGGGGGAACGCCAAAAACAACAGGAACAGAAUAUUGCAGAGAAGAAAGCGAAGCGGGACGAGCACAAGAAGAAGAGCCUGGAAGGCAUAAAGAGGAAACUAGCUGAGGCUGAAGAGGACAGCGAGGUGGAAGAUCCAGGGGCGCAGGACGAUAAAGCUGCUGUCGAAUCUGAUGAUGAUGUGGAGUAUUACAGACAGGCUGUGGGGGAAGAACCGGAUGAAGACAUGUUCCCGAGCGCCAAAAAGAGACGACGCUCCGAAAAGUCUCACAAGCCGACCAAGAAGGGGAAGUUGUCUCCCGUUGCGUCCUCCAAAGAAACGUUUUCCAAAUCGCCAAAUAGAAAAGGUGCAGGAGGACAAAGCAGAGACAGAAUGGGAAAAGACAGACAUGGGAAAGGGUGGAAGAAAUCAAAAGAUGAGAAGACGACGUUUGGAAAGAAAAAGUUUCCCCCAAAAUCUAGAGAUGAAAAAACGUUUGGAAAGAAAAAGUUCUCCCCCAAAUCUAGAGAUGAAAAAAUGUUUGGAAAGAAAAAGUUCUCCCCCAAAUCUAGAGAUGAGGAGAAAACAUUUGGAAAGAAAAAGUUCCCCCCAGGAAAAGCAUUUGGCUUUAAGAAAGGUGGGGAGAGGGAAAAUAAAUAUGGUGGGAAAAAGUUUGGCGAUAAGAAAAACAACAAAGACAAAUCAUUCAGAUCUAAAGGCCAGAAAAACCAGUCGGGUUUCAAGAAUAAAGGCGCAGGAAGAAAUCCAGGCUUCUCUCAGAAGAAAAGAAAAAGCUGAACUGUUCUCUGGUUCUGUGCUUUGGGUGCAGUGCCGGGUUCAACCAGCAGGAGGCAGCAAAGAUUAACCAGGUGAAGCCCGAGCUGGAGCAUGAGACAAAUAAGACUGUAAAAUAAAAAAUACUGAUUUGAAUUGUCAGUAUUUACAUUCGUUUGGACUUCAGAACUUAAGUGAACAUUUUUAUAAAUAAGUUCUAAAAGUUUUUUUUUCUCUGUGCCAUUUAAAUUCAAAUGAUGUUCUUUACCGUCUGAAUUUAAAAAGCGUACUUGAGAGAAAUAAAUGAUUGUGGCAAAUUUUUAUUGAAUAAAUGUUUUUCCCCUCAAUGCAAAAAAAUCAGAAUCAAGAGUUUGAAACAAGUAAAAGUAACUGUUAGGUCUGUUGAGAACAAAGUGUUUGUGUGUGGGGGUUGUUUUCUGAUUGUUGCACAAAUGAGCAUCUCUAAAAAGAUUUGAAG